AUGAAGGAACCUGAAAAUGGAUGGGACCGUAACCUGGAAGAUAAGGAUGGAAAACCAACUGAUUUGUCCAGAGUGCAGUUUACAGGAGGACCCUCAGACACUGAAUCAGAAGCAGAUACGAAGGAUAAGGAUGACGUACCAAGCAUCAAUUUCUUUACCUUAUUUAGAUUUGCUACGAAACUGGACGUCUUCUUCAUAGUAGUAGCACUUAUACUCUCAGUAGUUGCGGCAAGUUCAACACCACUUAACACUUUCAUAUUGGCUCAACUAUUACAAGCUAUGGUCGAUCUAGGAAUAUCUUUAGCUACUGGAGCGCCUGAUUGGGAUUCUUUCAUCAAUUCAGUAUACUGGUUUGCCGUUUACAACAGUAUUCUGGGAGCGGCACUUGUAAUAUUGACGUAUAUUUCUACAACGCUAAUGAACAUGGCUGCAUAUAAUCAGGCUUUCAUUAUACGUCAAGAGUACUUAAAAGCAACACUUAAUCAAGAUUUCGCAUAUUUUGAUGUCCAUAAAACAACAGACAUAGCAUCUAAAGUGAACAGUGAUGUUUAUAAACUAGAAGAUGGAAUUGGAGAGAAGCUGGCAACAUUUAUUUUCUACCAGGCGUCGUUCUUGAGUUGUGUGAUCAUGGCCUUGAUUUUGGGUUGGCAACUGGCCUUGCUUUGCCUCAUAUCCUUCCCCAUAACUAUGGUUCUUGUAGGAGUUGCCGGUCUGAUUGCUUCGAAAUAUUCUAAGAAGGAAGCUGUAGCAUCAGGAAAAGCUGGCACUAUUGCAGAAGAAGUUAUAUCGGCUAUACGUACCGUGUACGCAUUCAGCGGUCAGAGAAAGGAGUAUGAAAGAUAUGCAGUACAUCUUGAGGAGGCCAGGAAAAUUAAUAUUAAGAAAGGUUUUUUUAGCGGUUUGGCAAUGGGCCUGCUGUUCUUUUGUAUCUUCUCUGCCUAUGGAUUGUCUGUAUGGUUUGGCUUCCAGUUGAUGAUAGAGCAGCCGGAAAAUUACGACGUGUUCACUAUGAUGGCUGUUUUCUUUGGCGUAAUGACUGGAUCUGCAAACUUCGGUAUAUCAUCGACGCUUAUGGAUGUGUUCGGCUCGGCUCGAGGUGCAGGCGCACAAAUCUUUAACAUGAUUGACAACGUUCCAACUAUCAAUCCCCUUCUUGAUAACGGAAUAAAACCAAGGACUGUUGAAGGAAACAUUGAACUGCGGAACGUCGUUUUUCACUAUCCUUCAAGACCAGAUGUGCCGAUAUUAAAAGGCGUCAAUAUAAGCGUCAAACGUGGUCAAUCAGUAGCACUGGUUGGUCACUCCGGAUGCGGCAAGUCAACAAUAAUUCAACUCAUAUCUCGGUUCUACGACGUGAUUAAAGGAUCAGUCUCAAUCGACGGCAAUGAUGUUAAGACCCUUUCAAUCCGGUGGCUCCGUCAGCAAAUCGGUCUGGUGGGCCAAGAACCAGUUCUAUUCAAUACCACUAUUCGUGAAAACAUUCGUUACGGACGUGAAGAAGCCACACAUGAAGAGAUCGAAGCUUGUGCACGACAAGCCAACGCACACCAAUUUAUUAUGAAACUGCCACAGGGUUAUGACACGUUGGUUGGGGAGCGUGGUGCCUCUUUGUCCGGCGGUCAGAAACAACGUAUAGCUAUAGCAAGAGCACUGGUGCGAAACCCCAGUAUUUUACUUUUGGACGAAGCUACUAGUGCCCUUGACACGUCUUCCGAAUACAAAGUACAGAAAGCGCUGGAUAAGGCUCAGGAAGGUCGUACUACGAUCGUAGUGGCUCAUAGAUUGUCCACAAUAAGGAACGUAGAUGUCAUAUACGUAUUCAAGGCUGGUGAAGUUGUAGAAAAAGGUAACCACGUCGAGUUGAUGAAGCUAAAAGGACAUUAUUAUGACAUGGUGAUGUUACAAACAAUGGGCGAUGAGGCAGCAGAAGAACCUUCUAAAGUACUUACUCGUGAAAGUUCGGUGAAAAGUGCUCAAGAAAUCGACGAUGAAGAAAUCCUCGAGCUAAAAUCAAGUGACGCUGAUGAGAAAGACGAAAAAGACACAGACGUGUCAUUCUGGAAGGUGCUUAGGCUGAAUAAACCGGAAUGGAAGUCGGUAACUCUAGCCAGUAUUUGCUCCUUGAUGAGCGGAUUCGCCAUGCCGCUUAUUGCUGUCAUAUUUGGUGACCUAUUAGGUGAUCUGGCAAGUGAAAACCUAGAAUCGGUUGUAGACACGGUGCGAGGAUACGCAUUAAUAUUUGUCGGUAUUGGCGUCUUUUCUGGAGUCAUGAACUUUAUAACAGUUUUCUUCUAUGCUAUUGCUGGUGAACAUUUGACGGAAAGGCUACGUCAGCUACUCUUCGAAAAAAUAUUACAACUAGAAAUUGCAUUCUUUGAUGAUAAACGUCACUCCACUGGAGCACUUUGCGCCAAACUGUCAGGAGAAUCAGCUGCAGUACAAGGGGCCACGGGUCAAAGAAUCGGUACAGUAUUACAAGCAGUAGGUACGUUUUCGUUUGCCUUGGUAUUGGCUUUGAUAUAUGAAUGGCGAGUGGGCCUAGUCGCUUUAUCUUUCGUGCCUGUAAUAAUGGUGGUGUUAUACAAACAAGGAAGAAUGACCUACUACGAGUCGACUGAAACAGCGAAAAGUAUGGAGGCUAGCUCUAAGAUUGCCGUAGAAGCUGUAGCCAAUGUAAGAACGGUAGCCUCGCUUGGCCGAGAAAACACCUUCCGCGACGAAUACGCUAAAAAUUUGAAACCAGCCCUUGACCUUGCCAAGCGCGCUUCGCACUUGCGAGGCCUCGUAUUCGGCUUGUCUAGAGGCAUCUUUAAUUUCGUUAUGGCUGCUGCUAUAUACUACGGAGGCACGCUCAUUGUCAAUGAAGAGGUUGAGUUUCAAGUCGUUUUCCAAUCUGCUCAAGCACUACUCAUGGGUUCGUCUGGAGCAGCACAGGCAUUCGCUUUUGCACCCAACUUCCAAAAAGGCAUCCAGGCAGCUGGCCGGAUCAUAACAUUGCUCGGCCGCCAAUCCAAAAUCGUGGAUCCCGUGCACCCAACGGCCAAUAACUUCAGUGGUAGCGGACAAGCGAGUCUACAGAACGUCCAAUUUAGAUAUCCCACGCGCCCCAACAUUCAAGUCCUAAAAGAUUUCAAUCUAGAGAUCGAGAGAGGCAAGACCGUUGCCCUAGUGGGAGCCAGCGGAUGCGGCAAAAGUACUGUCAUACAAUUGCUACAGAGAUAUUAUGACCCGAAUGAAGGCAUCGUGGCCCAAGACAGUAUACCUCUUCCAAAAUUGAAGCUUGUAGAUGUAAGAAAAUCAAUUGGGUUCGUCCAGCAAGAACCUAUUCUUUUUGACCGCACCAUCGGAGAAAACAUUGCUUACGGCAGUAUCACUAAUGCUACCAUGGACAGCAUCAUAGAAGCAGCUCAACAAGCAAACAUUCAUAAUUUCAUCACUUCGUUACCACUGGGCUAUGAUACAAACAUAGGAUCAAAAGGAACACAAUUAUCUGGCGGUCAGAAGCAAAGAGUGGCCAUUGCGAGAGCUCUGAUACGGCGCCCAAAGAUGUUACUGCUGGACGAAGCUACAAGUGCUCUAGACACUGAGAGCGAGAAGGUUGUACAAGAAGCAUUAGAUGCAGCCAAGGCCGGUCGCACGUGCGUAAUGAUCGCCCACCGCCUCAGCACAGUACGAGACGCUAACCUCAUCUGCGUUGUGCAUGAUGGACAAGUCGCAGAAAUGGGCACCCACGCUGAACUGUUUAAACUUAAAGGGUUAUACUACAAUUUGAAUAGGGUUCAAUAUUCUUAA
Messenger RNA from Arctia plantaginis, 3792 nucleotides. The record is from the annotation of a GenBank genome assembly. Lineage: Eukaryota; Metazoa; Arthropoda; Insecta; Lepidoptera; Erebidae.